Mucor mucedo is the source of this 1203-nucleotide messenger RNA. RefSeq lists its product as uncharacterized. The coding region runs from base 120 to 719 and encodes 199 amino acids. Gene Ontology annotation, molecular function: protein binding. Lineage: Eukaryota; Fungi; Mucoromycota; Mucoromycetes; Mucorales; Mucoraceae. The transcript has 4 exons. The record is from RefSeq and is a predicted model, not a curated record.
AACGAUACAAUCAAUUAUCAAAUAAAUAAUAAAAAAAAAAAAAAAAAAAAAAAAAAGACUAGAUUUAAAAUAACCCAUUCCUUUCCUUUAUAUUAAAUAAUAAAAAAUAAAAAUAAAAAAUGAGCCUGAACACAGUGAUUGCAUUUGCACUCUUGUUGAAAAAGAUUACUCGCAAGGGAUCAAUGGGAAAGAAACAUUUCCGCAAUAAAUUCAACAAGAAAGAUAGUUCAUGUUCAAGUAGUGAAGAUGAAGAGGACGACAAUAAUAUCAUUGUGGUUGAAUACGAUAAUAAUGACGAUUAUCACUUGAUGAACAAGGAUAACAAGACCAAUUCCUCCAUCAUAUCUCCUCCCUCCAUCAAAUCCAUACAAAAACAUGUCUCUUUAAAGCCUUUGGAGAUUACCGCCGCCUCCAUCAUUGUCUUACCCCAAGAAGAGUCUGUGGUGGUCAUCCGAGACUUUGCGUAUCCCAUCGAUCACCCAUAUCACCAUGGAAAAGCCAUCAAACACCAAUCUUCGUCAAUGUCUCUAUCUUCGCCUGAUUUCAACGGUAGAGAUGCUCGAGCCCUCUUUGACUUUACACCAGAAACUGAGUAUGAACUCCCAUUGAAGCAGGGACAGACAUUAUGGGUCCAAUACCGUCAAUGCCCGGGUUGGUUAGUUGCUGAUGUACAAGAUGAAACUGGUUUAAUUCCUGAAACAUAUGUUGAAUUCAUCUAAACACAAAUAUUUUUUAUCCCUCUCCACAUUAUUAUUAUUUCCCUCCCCAUUACAUAUCUUUACCUUCCUUUCUUUAACCCUCACUUUUUUUUUCCACUUUUUUUUUGGCGCAUUUACUUUUUUUUUUCAAUUUUUAUCCUCUUUUUUUUUUUUUUUUUUAUACAUAUAUUUUUAAAUAUGCAUGUCUUUCUUUUUUCUCUUGUGUGCGUCUUUUCUGUUCUCCCACAAAGUGUGUAACCCGCAUUGUAAAUAUUUAUUUGAGACCAAGACCGUGCCUCGGUAGAUCUGUCCCACAAGAACUAUUUUCUGUAUUGCCAUGGAAACACGCAUUGCAAAUACCUUUUUCAGAACAGGAAUCGGUGCCAAGGUUACCCCGCCGCUAAGCAAAAUUAAAACUCAGUGCCAAAAAGGGGCCCUGUCAACACACACAAGGGUACAAACAAGACGAAAAGUAUAAGUUUUUGAUACGCUUUUUUUAUUUAAC